UGUUCGUGCGCGCGAAUUCGUGUCUCGUUGGACGAAACGCUGAAAUUUCAACGGUGACUUUGUAUCAGUGUUACGAUUAAUACAUAAUAACAUAAAAUCAGUGCGUACGGAAUUAUUUCGAAAUGAGUUCAUGAUCUCUUGAUAAAUUGAACGGUUUUCGUGUGUUAAUUCGGAAGAGAAACAACGCGGCAGAAGAUACGAGAGGAAAGACUGCCAACUAGGUGGACUGCCCACGCGACAUUGAACAUCGAAGAGAAGGCAAAAAACAUCGUCCCAUUCGAAGUACAUACAUUGAUAGUUGACAUUUUUGUAAGAAAGAUCGCGAAAGGAGCGGGGAAAGCAUGGCCUUCGAUUCGACGGGAAAUCAAAUUGUACGCGUCGUCUGAGAUUCCGGCCCAAGCAUUCCCACGAAAAAGGUAUUAGUUCCUCGAACCGCGUUCUUGGUUUGACUUCAAAGUUGUUCGAGUGGCGAACAAAGAGGAGGAAGAGGAGAACGAAGCGGACGACGAGCAAACAAAAAGGGAAGAAUCUUGCCAAUUACUGCCGCUCUGAAAUAAGAAUGGACCAUGAAGGAGCGCAGCGUGAGCUGGUAGUAGACGAGCGGUCGUCCUCUCGGUUGGCGGCUGGACGGUCAUCGACGGGAUCCUGCAACGCUGAAUCGUUCACCCUGCGGGUGUUGGCCACGGCAGGUACGAAGUCGACAGGUGCAAUAAUCGGGGGUGACCCGGUUGUUGCCGCCGGGGCGGCGAUGCGACGAUGAGCUCGCUGAGGAUACCGCUAUCUCUCCACACCCGACCAGAGCCCCGAGUAAUAAUAGGAAGGCGGCCGGGUCGGCUCGCGAGUCGUCGCAAGGUCGAGCACAGAGGAGCGGAAGCCGGUUCAAGGCCGAUAUUAGUCGCUUGGCCAUGGACCUCGAGGCGAGGAACGGGACCGGUGGUAACGAAGAGGAAUACACGAAUAUUUAUUUCAUGGUUGGGAAUCGCAGGGAGACGGCCACCUACAAAGCGGAUCAGGUCACGGACAUGGAGCUUAAGGAACUCUUUAGGAACGCAGCAGAGGCUGGACCUCUGGACAUCGUGAAGCUUUGCAAAGGGGACAAACUGUUGAACAUUUCGACUAAUUUGCCGGCGAACACACCCGAUUCUCCCUAUGUCCUUCAGAUCGUCGGAGCUCAUCCGGCCUCGUCGGGGGUGAUCGAGGCGGAAGUGCUGUGGGCUCUCGAGAGACGCGUGGCGGCCUUGGAACGGCAACUUCGGGAGCAUCAAGAAGCUCUUUACGCAUCGCCUUCGUUCGCUCUUCGUGAACUGAAGCGGCAGGUCGACAGUUUCAAGAACAAGUUGGAGCACAACGACCAACUCAGUUGGCUGAGUUUCUACAAACAGCUUCCAGAGCCUCUCUACGCGGAUUCCUGCCGCAGAUUGCAGUAUCGGCGGAAGAGCGACAGCAUGAAGCGGAAGGUGCGAGAAAAGUUCCUCAAUAUCUGCGACGUAUCGAUAUCGUCGAGCGUUCGGGAGUGGCUACGUUCACCGGCUUUCGAUGCCCGGCAAUGGGAGGACGAAGAGCUUCUCCUUAUGCUGCAAACCAUGUUCGUCGAGCUGGACCUACCUCAAAAGUUUAACAUUCCUUUACCAAUCCUGAGGAAUUUCCUCUACGAAGUUUACAACAAUUAUAACGAAGUGCCGUUUCAUAACUUCAGGCACUGUUUCUGCGUGGCGCAAAUGAUGUACGCGAUAUCUUGGGCGGUGGAUCUACCGUCGCGAAUCGGUGAUCUGGAGGUUUUUAUAUUGAUCGUCUCCUGCAUCUGCCACGACUUGGAUCAUCCAGGAUACAACAACAUUUACCAGAUAAACGCCCGUACCGAGUUGGCGCUCCGUUACAACGAUAUUUCGCCACUGGAGAAUCAUCAUUGCUCCGUUGCGUUUCGCGUCCUCGAAGCCCCGGAAUGCAACAUACUGGCGUCGUUGGACAAUCCGACGUAUAGGGUGGUACGCGAAGGUAUCAUCAGAUGUAUUCUUGCCACGGACAUGGCCAGACACAACGAGAUUCUCGGCCAAUUCACCGACAUCAUCCCGGAAUUCGAUUAUUCGAGCAAGGCUCAUAUCAAUCUUUUGUCGAUGAUUCUCAUCAAAGUGGCGGACAUCAGCAACGAAGCUCGGCCUAUGGAAGUCGCGGAACCGUGGUUGGACAGGCUACUCCAGGAAUUCUUCAAGCAGAGCGACGCAGAGAAGCUGGAAGGGUUACCGGUUACACCGUUCAUGGAUCGCGACAAAGUGACCAAACCCUCGUCCCAAGUGAGCUUCAUCGGUCUCGUCUUGCUCCCUCUUUUCGAGGCCCUGGGGGAACUGUUUCCAGAGCUGCAGGGCCUGAUAGUGGAGCCGGUGAGGGAGGCGUUGGAGUAUUAUCGAAGAUUGAACGAGGCGGCGAAGGACGAGCGGCAUCAUCGAAAGAGCGUGGCGGAUGUCGGGGAAUCGACGUCGGCGGGCACGGCGGGCGGCGGGGGCGGGGGUGGUGGCGGCGGCGGCGGGGGGGCGUCGAGCGUGGUGAAGUCGAGCUCGUCGCACAGCAUGCGGUCGAAACGGUCGGCGGGGACGAUUCGGUCGCGGUCGCGUUCCACCGACGAGGACGUGACGGAGAACUUGACGGGGGAGGACGCGGAGAACGUGGAGAGCUCGGAUCCGGAAACGGCGACCGAGGUGGAGGUGAGCGAGAAAACGUUGAAGUUCAAGAUCUCGACGGAGGGGACGCUGUCCGGGGCUGGAACAGGUAGGAAAAGCUACCCGGGUAGCCGGAAGGGUAGCCGGGAGAAAUCGUCACUGGAUUAUCAUAAUCACGACCUGGCCAGGGCUGUGAGGGAGCACGAGCGAAGCGAAAGAAAGCGAGGCGGUAAGGGAGAGAGCCUCGGCAGCGAUCUGAGCUCGCCCGCCAGCGGUUGGUCCGCGGAGGAGACGAGGAUCUCGGAGGAGUUGGAGAGGGCGGACGAGGGCGUUCGGGAGUUGGACGACGCGAGAUCGAGGGAGCGAAGGGCGGCUACGGUGGUGGUGGAGGGUAACGGUAACGCGGUGGUGGAGGCGGAGGGACGGGGGAGAAACGGCUCGAGGAGGGCGGGCAGCUCGGUGGGAGAGGAGGGCGAGGAGAGGCCCGGAAACGGUUCGAAAGAGGUUCGGAGGGGGUCGGUGGUCGGGUCGCGGUGCUGCUGCGAGGACAAAACCGGUUCCAACAAUCACAAAUCCAUCUUCUCGAGAUUGAGGAACUUCACGGAUCGGUUGAGCAUCAGCUUCGACUCGACGAAGGAUCCGCCCACGCCCAAGCCGGCUAAACACGCCGCGGCCACCAACAAAACGUUGAACAAGAGCAACUCGAUAACCGCAACCUCGUCCACCCAGCCCACCCAGUGCAACAACUCCGUGACGGUUUGCAAGCGGUGCAAUCUGGCCAAGAGCUCGUUGAAGGAGAGCAAAGGUGGUGGUGGUGGUGGUGGUGGUGGUGGUGGUGGUGGUGGUGGUGGUGGUGGUGUCGCGACGAUGGUGGAAUUGUCCCCGAUGGAGAAACGGGCGAUGACGUUGCCGAAAGUGAGAAAGUCGGCCGAUUGCAAGAACAAAAGUUGGAGGACGGUGUUCGCCAAGGAGAAACGUUCGUCCGCCUCGUUGGAGGCUUUGCCCGCCGCCGUUUCCGACGCGUCCUUGUCGAAACAUCGGCGGAAUUCCUCGAAUCCGGAGGGCAAGUCGCACGCAAGCCUGAAAACGGUCAAGGAUCGGAAGAGUUUGGACAUGGAGUUCGCGGAGAUCGACGUGCGCACGAAGAAGCAGCAAGAACACCACAAUCGUCACCACCAUCGCCACCACCACCACCACCACCACCAUCAGCCGGAGAUAAUCGUGAAGGGGGUCGAGUAUGGGUCGAGAGAGGUCGUGGAAAGCGAGGACGUGGAAAGCAAGGUGGAGAUCAGAAGAAGCUCGGCGAGUAUGGAGGAUAUAUCGAAGAUGGCGAAGCAGGCGGAGAGCGCGAUGCUCGGUUCGUUGGAGCCAAAGAAAGCGAGCGAGGAGCGUCCCCACGCGGGCAGUUUGGACUCGAUGCUGUACAAGGAUUCGUCGAAAUCUGGAAAGAAGGCCGCGUGCUCCUCGCCGACUACCGCGUCGAAGAAAUCUUCUCCCGGCCUGUUGUCGCGGUUCAAGUCCGGGAUGAGCAUGGACAGCACGAGGAGCAACAGCAACAGCGACUCGUUGCACGACCAGAGCUCGCAAUCCCCGAGCGGUUGGAUCUCCUCGUUGACGGCCAGCUUUCGGCCGAAGAGGCAGCAGGUGGCCUCGGAACCGCCACCCUUCUCCUCCUCCCAUCCCCCGCGUUCGCCGAGUCGAGAGGAGAUCAAGUGAUACGGUCUACGAUUGGUCGAGGACUCUUCCGAGAAACAAUUGUCGGGCCUGCACAGGUGGCUGGCCGAGAAUAUCUUCUGCUGCAGCGGUUGAAACGCGUUUCGUUUCGUGGGCUCGGAACGAGCCGAGGAGACGGAGGAGCCAAAGAUCGUUGACGAAUCGCUGAGGAUCGAGAAGAAGAUGUGGGGAAGGAGACGCAACGAGCGCGUUGGACACGGAAGCGCGUCGAGGAUCGAAGCGAUCCACUCGACCCGAUCCGGAGUCGGAUCCGCGUCUCUCCCUCGUUGGCCGAACAAGAAACUCGAUUACUAUCUCGACUCGAUCUCGAGCGUCGGACAUUUAUCGAGAGCAAACGGAGAUCAAAUCCGACCAACCUUUUCUCUCCGAUCGAUUCUCGGCCAACGAUUGGAAAAUCUCCUCUGUGCGACCAUCUUCUCUGCGAUCGAUCUGGAUCUGCGUUUACAAUUGAAACGCGUCACAAGAGUUGGCCGAAUUUUUCGCGUGGAACUCGAAAAGCGAUUGGAUAAUCGCCGGAUCGGAUCGCGGAGGCAAAGAGGAACAUUCGCGCCAUUCGAUCCGAUUGUAUCCCGUCGCGUCGCCUCACGGAUGAUUCGGGAUGAUUAUCUUUUGGAAAUUGUGAGAGAAAGGAAGAUAGAUAAGUUCGCGAGGAUCGAUUAAGCGCGAUUUAAAGGGGAAAAAAUAGUACGUCUUAUAGUACGUCUGCGUAUAGUAAGUCGAUUAGCUGUUUCCAAAUGUAGCCAGAGAAUGUGUGAGUGUAAUUAACGUUCGUAUCGAAGCCAAACUGUCGAACAGCUGGCCAAUACCAAAUAUAUGUAUAUUGCUCCUAAUUAUCGAUCUCCGUUCCGAGAGCAGAGUUGAAUGAAAGAGCGGGAGAGAGCGAGAGGAGAGACUGUGAAUAGGAGUGAAAGAGAGGGAGAGAAAGGUAGAAAAGAAAAUAUCGCGUACGAUGAAAUAUAAUAAUUUGUCGAGAUCGAGCGGUUCGAACUGGCAUAGAGAUUGAAACAAAAAAUGAUAUUGAAAAAAAAAAAAAAAAAUCGAAGCGAGGAAGAAACGAAAAUGGACGGCCUGAAAGAAGAAGAAGAAGAAGAAGAAGAAGAAAAAGGCGCGCUAUAUAAACUAUUUUAUUUAUUGUCCAAUUAAAAAAAGAAUAGCCUAAUGAGUAAUCAUUAAUGUUGUUCGUUAUUAUAUAUAUAUACAUAAAAUAUAUGCAAAACGCAAUGUAUACAAAGAUGUGAAAAGAAAGAUAUGCGAUUCCCAUCGAGACGAGAACAUAACGUAUAUAUAUAUAUAUAUAUAUAUAUUAUAAAAAAUACAUAAAGAAAAGAAUCUCUCUCUCGUACGAAAAAGCAGGUCUACUGUAAUGGAAAAAGAGUUCAACGUAUAUAGAUAGUGAAAUGAAAAGAAUCAAGACGGAUGUGUCGCGUUGAAUUAGAAUUAAAAAUUUAUCCCCCGUUUGAAAAGAUAAAAUUUCCUCUGUCACGGAAAAAAAAAAAUUAAAAGGAACGGAAGAAAAGAAAGCAGAAAGAGAAAAAGAGAGAGAGAGAGAGAGAGAGAGAGAGAGAGAGAGAGAGAGAGAGAGAGAGAGGAAAAAGGAAAUAAUUUCGUGUUUAUCUCGAACGUCGCGGGGAAAGAGACGAAAUCAAUCGAUUCCAAUUAUUUCGAGGCAAUCAUUCGCAUGAAAAAAACGAUUUUGUUGAUCUGUCAAAAAUUUAGAUGAAUGUUAAAUAAAUGUUGUUUCCUCGUUGAAAAAAAAAA
Molecule: messenger RNA, 6146 nt
Organism: Apis laboriosa (Himalayan honeybee)
Lineage: Eukaryota; Metazoa; Arthropoda; Insecta; Hymenoptera; Apidae
Gene: Pde9
Product: high affinity cGMP-specific 3',5'-cyclic phosphodiesterase 9A
Exons: 12
Coding region: 906-4370 (1154 amino acids)
Biological process (GO): cGMP catabolic process
Molecular function (GO): 3',5'-cyclic-GMP phosphodiesterase activity
Source: RefSeq, a predicted model, not a curated record